AAAUCUUAUUGGAAACUGGUGUACAGGGAAUGGAAGUGAUUAAAAUAUAAAUAUUUCCGUGACUCUUAACCACAAAAAGUAAUGUAAUUCUAAUGACAUUAAUUAAAUACGAGGGAAUUCAAUAUUAACUUUCUAGUCAAUUGUGGUCAACAUUGCCUGACAGAUUUAUGCUAUGCGCAUGCGCAUAAGGAAGACCAUGUUGAAUUGAGUGUAUAUUACGGUUGGGGUACGUGGAAGGUAAUAGUAUUUAGAGGUUGUUGAAAUUUGAGACAAUGACUGCCCACGAUCAAAUUAGGGCAAUGUUGGAUCAAUUGAUGGGAACAGGACGAAAUGGUGAGAACAACCGUUUCCAGGUUAAGUUCUCCGACCCUAAAGUGUGCAAGAGUUUUCUGCUCAGUUGCUGCCCACAUGAAAUACUUUCUUCAACACGAAUGGACCUUGGAGAUUGCCCCAAGAUACAUGACCUUGCUCUUCGUGCUGAUUUUGAGAAAGCGAGUCACACUAAGGAUUACUAUUAUGAUAUUGAUGCCAUGGAACACCUGCAAGCAUUCAUUGCAGACUGUGAUCGCAGAACUGAGCUGGCAAAGCAGCGUUUAGCCGAGACUCAGGAGGAAUUGUCUGCAGAAGUUGCACAGAAAGCUAACAAAGUACAUGAACUUGCAGAGCAAAUUGGCAAGAAGUUGGCAAGGGCAGAGCAAUUAGGAGCUGAGGGCUUUGUGGAGGAGAGUAUGAAGCUGAUGGAAGAGAUAGAGGAUCUGCGCAAGAAGAAAAGUGCAGCAGAAGGAGAGUAUCGCAAUUCCAUGCCCGCCAGCAGCUACCAGCAACAAAAGCUGCGUGUCUGUGAAGUCUGCUCUGCAUAUCUUGGUAUUCAUGAUAAUGAUCGACGACUGGCCGAUCAUUUUGGCGGCAAGCUUCACUUGGGAUUUAUUAAAAUCAGAGAAAAACUGGCUGAACUUGAAAAAACUGUUGAAGGUCGGAAACAGCAGAAACGACAGGAGAUGAGCAGUAGAGACAGGGAGAGGGAGCGAGAAGAUCGUGAGCGAGAACGUGCGAAGGAGAGAGAUCGAGAUCGUGUUGGGAGUUCAAGUAGCCGAGACAGAGGUCGGCACAGGCGCAGCAGAAGCUCCAGCCGUGGUCGCAGUGAGAAGAGGUCACGAUCGCGUAGCAAAUCGCACAGUUCCAGGUCACAUAGAUCUCGCAGCAGUAGCCGCAGCAGACGCUCUAGGUCACAUCGGUCUCGUUCUGGAGAUCGUAGGAAGGAUCGUUCACAUUCAAGAGAUAAGAGGCGUGACGGGCCCAUCACAACUUGACCAUAGCCCCAUUAGCCAUUCAUUUUCCAGGGUGCUUCUUGGAGGUGCCAGAGACUAGGUCUGCUCUGUUUCACUCUGACAAGCUUUCUCCUGCUUGAACAUUGUCCCCCUCCUGCAACAUGAAAGAGAUGUCAGAUGUGGAUGGAAGUGAAAGAAAAAUGCCCAAGUGGGAGUCCGAAUUUAAGAUGGGAACAACAGGUUUACAGAAGAAUGUGGGGGAGUUUAAGCAAGAGGUGAAACUGUGGGAAGACAAAUCUGUGGAUAUGAUUGGUUAUCAGACUACUGGGAAUGUCUUAGGAAGUCGAAGAUCCUGUUCCCAGAAUGAAUUGUGUCAGAUUCAUAUCUGAAAGAAGGUGUCCUAAACUAUUGACUAAAACAUUUUGUAGAAGAGUGAUUUGUCUGAUUAGAUGGCUGUAUUUUCAGAGCAGCAUCAUUACAAGGUAUUUCCUGAAGUCUGUGUGGCUGUUCUAAUACUCAUUUUGGAACAAGUUUCCUAGUAAUCACAGAAAGCCACCACUGGAUCCUGAACUUUUCAUGCAGAUCUGUUUCAGUAGAUAUCACCAUUUUUGUCAUUGCCUUUCAUCUAUGUUAGUUGCGAGUUUAUUUUUCUUCUUCUUUUGUUUCCUUUCCCAUCCUUUUAGGUUUGUAAAUAAAACAUUUGUUGCUCAUUUACAUUUAUGUGAAAGAAAAAUAAUCAUAACUGCACUGUGCAGAACUUGUAUUCAGGUUCUGUGGUACAUCAUUGAAAUACAGUAGAUUUCGUUCGUGUAUCUGGCAUGUUACAGUAGAUUACUGAUUGUGUGGUUAUGUUGCACUAUAUAUUUGCCAACUGUAGAGGUGAUUGCUGACAACUGAAAAAAUAUCCUUAUAAAACUGUCCUACAUUGUUGUUCACUCAUUUUGCUGGAUGGAUCAGUUGUGUAUUAAAGGCAAUAUUGACACUAAAAGAUGAUUUCACAAGGUUAGAACAAAUGUGCCUAAUUUCAUUAUAUAUGUCAGGAAAAUACUUUGUAAAGAACAAAAAGUGACUAAAUAUUUUAUCAGCCUUGUGCACUUUUUCAUUGAGGGCAUUGAAAAGUGAAAAAGUGGUAAAUUAGUUUGCUAGAUUUCUUCCCAUGUUUCCUGUGGUUUGUCACCAACCCACAGCUUGAUACUAAAUUUGGGCUUGGCUGUGAUUUGUUAUUCUAAGUAUUUUUACAGUGUACGAUAUAUAUUUGGAAACAGCAGUACUCUUCAUUUUAGAUGCAAUAAAUUUUAUUCCAUGUAAUAUUAAAAUUUGUUCAAAAUGUUACUAUUUGAUUUAACAAACAUGAUGAAGCUGUAAAAUAUAUUCUUCAUACCAGAUUUGGAUUGUGGCAUAAUUUAUUUAUUUUUUAUUUUUACAUGUUUGAAUUUUCUAAUAUUAGGAAGUGUUUCAGUUGUGAGCAAAAUGUUAUUUUGUAUGAUACAAUUAGAAGUAUGUGUGAGUGAGUAAAGGGUUUAUAUGUAUCUUGGCUGUUGAAGACAUUCUCUGAAAGAAAUUAUAUUGUUCUAUAUAUGAAAUUCAGUCUUAACAGAAUAAUAUUUGUGUCAUAUAAAAAUUGUCAUCUUAAACCUGUGUAAUCAAAAUUUCAUGUUUAAAGGUGGUAAGGAAAAUAAAUAUAUUUCAAAUUUAUUUGAAAACUGAGAAAUGGAAACUUCUUAGAGAUUACCCGGGACAGGCAUUUUCAGUACUACUGCAGUUUUCCUAAUUUAAUGCAGACACCAUUUUUAAAAAGUUAGAUUUGGUUCUUUUACAUGUAAAUUUUACAACAAAACUUAUGGAAUAGUUUGUGUGUUCAUUUAACACUGUAAUUUUGUAAAUGUUCACUGGUUUGGUAGCAUCAUAAAAAGAUGUAUAAGUCAUUGUUCUGAAAGUUAUAUAAAAGAAAAACUGCACAUUCAGAUCAACGCAUUAAAAUGAAAUUGUGUUGAAAAUUAUCAUAUUGCCUUGUUAGUUUGGUUUUGUGGGUGUGAGAUAUGGAGUGUGUGGUUAGUGCUACCUAUAUUUUAACGGUAAUAGCAUUACAUAAUCACGAUUCUACUGUAGUGUGGUAAAAUUGUGUGAGUAUCAAUCCUUAUAGAUAUUUCUCUUAUGAAGUAGGGAGUCAUCCCGGAGUCGCAGAGACAGUGAAUAGCAGGCGUAAAAGUAUGAAACCUUACAGAUGCUUUUGUUAUGAAGUAGGGAGUCAUCCCGGAGUCGGAGAUUGAGCGAUGAGAAUGGAGAAGAUGACCAUGUGAAAUCUGAAUCGGAAGAUAAGGAUGAAUAUAAAGUUAAAAGUGAGUAGUAAUUAUAUUAGCUUUUAAGUUUAAAAUGCUUGUCAGCCUUGUGGCUGAUGUGGUUAUUGUUGCUGCUAAACUGAUUGUGAUUGGUUCUACGUAAAGAUAAUUCAUGGCAGCAAUUGACUGUGGACCUUCUUGAAGACUAGGUAUUUUUUACUGUUCACACAGAAUAGUGGGACUUUUUGUACAUCCAGUUAAGAAGCUGUAAUUUAUGUAUAUUGCAAUUAAGGUUGGCCAAGGAUUGUGCAGGAUUUUCUUUCAUUCACAAGUUUUGGAGUGAACUUCGUUAAAAGUUAUGUAAUUUCGUGUAAGGAUACAGUUAUGUACCAUAAAUAUGUGUACUGUAUUACAAAAUACAUAUUUAUUUUGAAUCCAUUAUACAUGAAUAUUUUACUGUGAUUUUGUCCUUAUUGUAGUUGCAAAUACAUCGGUCUAUGACAUUUUGUAGUUGGUGCAAACUGACACAAAGGACGAUACCAAAGUGGAUUUCAUAGCUUUCCAUUCACUUUUAUUGUAAAUGUGGCAUCUUACUUUAUAAGAAUAAAGGACAUAGUUGCUGUGUUAUAGUAACCUGUACAUAUUGAUGGUGUGUGUAGUAUUCACUCUGUAAUUUUCAAUAACUUCUGUUGCAUAAUAAUUAGAUUCUGUUUUA
This is a messenger RNA of Zootermopsis nevadensis, 4262 nucleotides long. The record is from RefSeq and is a predicted model, not a curated record. NCBI's taxonomy places the organism in Eukaryota, Metazoa, Arthropoda, Insecta, Blattodea, Termopsidae.